This is a messenger RNA of Trematomus bernacchii (emerald rockcod), 2799 nucleotides long. RefSeq names its product beta-1,4-N-acetyl-galactosaminyl transferase 1a (gene b4galnt1a). The transcript has 11 exons. The coding region runs from base 274 to 1866 and encodes 530 amino acids. Lineage: Eukaryota; Metazoa; Chordata; Actinopteri; Perciformes; Nototheniidae. Gene Ontology annotation, biological process: ganglioside biosynthetic process. The record is from RefSeq and is a predicted model, not a curated record. Gene Ontology annotation, molecular function: hexosyltransferase activity. Gene Ontology annotation, cellular component: Golgi membrane.
UGGUUUGAAAGCCAUGGAGGCCCAAUAAGUGCAACUCAAAAAGUAAUGAGGAAACGGAAAACCUGGUUCGCUUAAUCGCUUUGUGGUGACGCUGAUAGGAUUGACUUGUGCGCGCCUUCUAAAGGAGUGGCUCGGAUCGAAGCAGCGACCAAAGUCCACAACUCUAAAAAAACACGCAUUUCUUCCGACACACAGGAAAGAUCGCUGACACAGUUUGUCACAUUUUAACACAGGUGUCCAGGAAGGAUUCUACAGAAACGACAACAGUAAGAAAUGCGUGCCACCUUUAAGAAGUGUCUGGUGCUGAUUUUGCUCGUUGGACUCCUGCUAGCCCUGUUUCAUGCUUGGAGCCCUGGGACCGGCUCAGCAGUUGACAUACGGCCAAGACAGGGGGGUCUUCUGAAGAAACUAAUCGAAGAGAAAACUCGAGACACCAUUGGUGGCUAUCAUGACAUUGCCUACACUAUAAAGGAAGAUGUGGCAGGUAAUUUGGCUCAGAAUACAUGUAUGUGUCUGGCCGAUAAAGAGAGCUUUCGCCUGCCGUUUUCCAAUCUGCUGUUCCCAAGCGUUAGGGCCCACAAGUUUGAUGUGGCGUUCUUAGCAUCCCAUCCUGACCCCGAGGGUGUGAAGCGUUUCAGGGCUAUGGAGUACAGCAGGUUCCAAAAGAGGUCCUUCACUCCCGCAGAUGUUCUUGUUGUAGCUGAAGCCAACAGUCCUCUCCAGUAUCCUACACAGGGCGUGGAGGUGCGCCCCCUCAAAACCAUCAUCAUUCCUGGUCUGGGUCUUAAAGAAGAAAAAGGAUCAAACCAUAGGGUAUAUUUGACAGCUACACUGGGAGUUUUUGAUGUCGCUGCCACAGUGAACGAGGUCUCUGUUAAAGGAGAGGGAGAAAAGCACAUGAUACUGUCUAGUUCUCAUCUCCCUGCUCUGAACAGGCAGCUGCAGUUCGUCACAUACACAAACACUGUUUUCCAUCCCAAGACAGCAGAUACAGUUCAUUUUGCCACUGAUGGUCACCAGUCAUUUUUCACGAUUAAAGUUGGACAUGGAACUAUACCUACACUUUACAACACUGGAUAUCAAAAAGAAUACAAUAUUAGUGCUCUCGUAACCAUCGCCACCAAGACCUUUCUACGCUAUGACAAAUUAAAAGAGCUUAUUGACAGCAUACGCAAAUAUUAUCCCACCGUCACCAUAGUGAUAGCAGAUGAUAAUGAACACCCUCAGCCAGUGACCGGGCCUCACAUUGACCAUUACAUCAUGCCAUUUGGAAAGGGCUGGUUUGCAGGCAGAAACCUUGCAGUGUCUCAAGUGACCACCAAGUAUGUGCUCUGGGUGGAUGACGACUUCUUCUUCACCACAAACACCAAGCUGGAGCAGAUGGUGGACAUCUUAGAAAAGACCACUCUGGAUCUGGUGGCUGGAUCAGUUAGGGAGGCGACAGGCUACACUGCUACAUACCGUCACACCAUUUCAGUGGAAGAGGGCGGAGAGGAGGGCGACUGUUUACAUAUCAGAAAAGGCUACCACCAUGUCAUAGAAGGAUUUCCCAACUGUGUGGUAGCAGAUGCCGUCAUCAACUUCUUCAUGGGGAGGACAGACAAGGUGCAGCAGGUGGGCUUUAACCCCCGCCUGGCACGGCAAGGUCAUCUGGAGUUUUUCAUCGACGGCCUGGGCUCCCUCCACAUUGGCUCGUGUAGUGACGUCAUUGUCAACCACGCAUCAAAGAUCCAGCUACCCUGGAGUAAAACAGAAUCACAAAAGACCUAUGAUAAAUUCCGCUAUUCACCUUCCAGUAAUGACCGUAAAAUUCAUCAGGAAGUCUUCUACUUCAAGAACAGGUUCAAAUGUGAGACCAGUCAAUAAACCAUAUUGUUGGUCUUUUUGCUGCCAUAAUGUGAGUUCAUCAUUUAUUCUCACGUAAAGACUGCCAAAAAUUACAUUUUUAUAUGUUACACUUUGUUUAUUACUGAAGCACUUACUGUUUAACGGAUUGUGUGAACAGAUUACGACUCAUGGUACAGACAGAGAAGUUCUAACAGACAUACACCUCCAUAUAUAGUGUGAACCUCAACUAAAUGCACUGAAAGUAUCAUGGUGUUUUUUGCCAUAGUUACUGUGACUUGCAGUGGUUCUUUACUAUAAGACACACACCCACAGCCCUAUCUGAUAAGCUGUAAUUACCUUAACUGUUUAAUAAGUGGUUAUGGUUUCCUUGUAUGGUUAUUUGGCCCUUCAUCACAGAGAUAGAUGAUAGAUCUAAAUAAUCUGUGUCCACAUUCAUGAAUUCAAGUGAUCCAUAAUCAUUGAUGUAUUGGCUUCUUUUUAACCAGUAUGUUCAAGGUUAAUUUGCACUAAAAAUCUAUUGGAGUAAGUGUAAGGUGUACAAUCUUAUCUGUAACUGUGUCUAGAACACAGACUUUUGAAUGGAUAUCUAAUUUUGCUGAUCAUAAUUGUUAUCCGGUUGUCUUACCCCCCUUGAAACUCCGCUCUAGAGUUAACUCGAUGCUGUUGAAUGUAUUUUAUUUAAAACAAAAUCUGUGGUACUUGCUGGAAAAUGUCAAUAAUGUUUUUUUUUUUUUUUGUAGUGUCACAGUAACAGAUCAUUUAUUUGUGCAUUUUGCUCUGUAAGUGGGAAAAAAGACAGAUGUAAAGACAGUAGUUGGCUUGCUUCUCUGAAAGGUAACUGACACCCUACACCAGGGGUGUCAAACUCAAUUUCAUCACGGGCCACAUCAGCAUUAUGGUUGCACUCAAAGGGCCGGUUGUAACUUUAAGACUAUAUCAUUAAUUAAUAUA